Messenger RNA from Dimorphilus gyrociliatus, 2074 nucleotides. The record is from the annotation of a GenBank genome assembly. Lineage: Eukaryota; Metazoa; Annelida; Polychaeta; Dinophilidae.
AAUGGCAAAUAAUAAGGAAUCAUUAAAUAAUAAUUUGGAUCGUAGUUUCGUGAACGGAACUGUAUCUAAUAAUACUCCGCUUCUAGAUGAAAUCUUUGAGCUAAGAAAUAUCAUUGACAUUUGGAAAACAAGAUUUAUGGGUUUGGAAGAUGUGGCAAUUGAAAUGAGAAAUAAAAUUGAUGAAUUAUACGCCGAGUUGGAUGAAACAAGAUUGAUGCUGAUAGAUAAAGAUACUGAACUUGGAGAGAGUCAAAGGCAUAAAUGUUAUUUAAAGAUGAAUUUGAUUAAUGUAUUGGAUAUGCUUCGCAAUGCAUAUUCAGCAUCACUCCAAAAGCAGAAUUCUCUUCCUUCAGUAUACAUAAAUGGCUUAUAUGAGUAUAGAAAUGGCACAUGGUUUCGUUUAAUACCUAGAAGUUUUUCAGAAGCUUCGCUUACCGAUUCUAAUUAUUCUAAUGACUCUACCGAUCAAGAUUUUGAUGAUACCGACGAUGAAGAGAGCGAAGAUGGUGAAGAUAGUGAUGUUAUCGAAGAUAGUGCUGCUACUGAAGAUGAUAGUGAAACCGAUGAUGAUAGCGAAGAUGAUGAUUCAGAUAACAAAGACAAAAUUAUUGCAGUUCGAAAGAAGGAACCCACUUCAAAGUGUUCAAAUUCGAAUCAAGGAAGUUUUAAUAAUACACUUCCCCAGAAGAUAGCUGUUAAAACACAAGCUUCAGAUGUAGUUAAUGAUUAUGAUAAUAUUGAAAACUGCUCAAAAGAAAAUCAUAAAUUUGGAAAUGUAUUGGUAUCUCCUGGAAUAAAACAUCAAUUGGAAUCUUCUGAAGAAAAAGAGACUUAUCGCUUGCCAUCAAAUUCGGCUAGCCCAUUUACUAGAAAGAGAGCUAACCAGGGCGAAAACCAAACCAGCGUCUCUAGCGAUCAAAAGAAAAGACGAAGAUCAACUUCCGAAGUAGGACCUCCUCAGAGAAAAGCUAAUCAUAAAGAUCAGAGAGAAUUCGUUGAAAUGUUUAGCUUGCUUAUUUCUCUUCUAAUCAUUAAUCCUAUUAAAGGAAAUGAUGACAAUUGUAAUAUAUUAAAUCCAGUCUACUAUGGUAAUUCUGACAUUGAUCAAAAUAAUUGUACCACCUACAUUGGUUGUUGGGAUACCGUUAAAAAUAGCUGCUAUUAUGGAAAAGAUUACGUUUCCGGAUUCGUUCGUGCCAGGGGAUAUUAUAAACAAUCUGAACCUAGCACAAAUACAGUCUACUUUGAAAGUUCCCCUUCAACUAUUGAACAGUGUAAAUCAAAGUGUUUUGAAUAUUGGCUAUGUAACUGCUUUACAUAUUCUAAAAUACACAAGCUAUGUAAGGUUUUUAAAGACAAUUGUCUUACCGUUGAAACUCAACAUACUGACUAUAGAACGUAUAAUAGAGUGGCGUUUGCUAAUUAUACAUGCUAUCAUUCUCAUUGUGAAUCUAGUGGAUCGGAUUUAAAAUUGAACAUGGAUAUGCGCGAAUGCGUUAGGCAGGCGGACGCAGAUACUACUAGAGAGUACGGAGAAUUCAGUAUGGCAGUAAAACAAGAACUGAGUGAAGCUUGCACUGUAAGAGAUGGAUUAUGUAGUGUUUACGAUCCAAUAAAUAAAAUUUUGCCCUAUAAGUAUGUUUGUAUGAAAGGAGCAAUUACAAACUCUAUUUAUAAUCCUAAGAAUCCGAUUCUACAACAAUUUACUUGGGACUUAAGUAGCUGUUUCAAUAUUUCGUUAGAAAAGCCCUUUAGUAUAAGACAUGCAUGGCCAACUGUGGGAACAGCUCAACAGACUUUUGAUGUAAAAAUUAUUGGUAAAAAUUUACAAUGUUGUCUGCGUAACAAGAAUAUAGAAGAAUCUUCAGGCGUUAUAGGUCUAGUAUUGGCAGAAUUCCAAUCAGAUCCAACUUUUAAUACAGUUUAUAAAACUUGCACCUAUAUUAAUGGCGAUGAUCAGAAUUUUUGUUCUUAUAGAUGUUCUUGCGACGAAGGCUAUUGUGAAGCUGUCUAUAUAAAAGCAUUUGCCAAAGAUGAUGAAAAUAUGUCUAUAUGUAAUUAUGAAAUACUCUAA